AUGGCCGCCCCCCAGCCCGUCGCAUCGCCUCCUCGACACGGUCGACGUUCCAGUCUAGGAGCCCGAUCCGAAAAAUCUCAUCAUUCCACCCCCUCCGCCAACAAACUUCAUCUGACCGAAUCUCACGAAGAUAAAGUCAAGCGCAAUCUACAUACCAAAGCCGAUCCCAUGCUGGCCAUGAAUGAGGCGCAACCGAUCGCGGUCGCUUUAGAAAAAUCGACCUUGGGUUCGUUGCGCGAAAUGCAGCACAAGGAUCAGUUUGGGAAUAUCAUUACUGAUCCGGAUCGAUCGAACCCGACCCGGCCCCGGCUGGAGCGCCCGCUGGACACGAUCCGCUCCUUCGAAGCCGCCAUUUAUGGCUCGUCCAGUAGUAGACCGGUGUCGUAUGCAAAGACGGGAGCCAAUGUAUACCGCUAUAGCGAGCAGAGUGCAUAUUAUAACGGCCGAGGACAAAGCUACUCGCGACCGGUCAGUUACGUCGAGAACUAUGGCAAUGGCAAUGGCAAUGGCAAUGGCCAGUCGUCCGAUCACUUUUACCCUUACAACCAAGGCGGCGGUCGAUCCCGUCGACCGCCCCCACGCGUGAACGCAGAACAAGUGUCUUAUGGGGGCAAUGGGCCGAACGGAUAUGUGCAGAAUGGGUACGGACGGUCGAACGAGAACAUGGCCACGCCCUCUGGUUCAGGCACAGGGCCAAAUACCGACCCAUGGGGCAACUCGACCGAUCCCAGUUCGGUCAACAGUUCCCUCGACCAAUUGCAGCAGCAACAACAACUGCAGCAGCAGCAGCAGAAAGUAUCGACGGUGGACUAUGGCUUUCAGUUCGGCCCCACACCGAACUUAGAUACCAAUCCUGUUGCGACCAGCGGGAGGAUCAACCUGGGCAGUACAGUCCCAGCCACCGAUCCCAGUGCCGGGGGCCCGGUGGGUGGGCCUGCAGCCGGUGCAGCACCCACGCGUCGCAAUCUGCGCAAAUCCGUCAACCACGCCUCCGAAACGAGCGACUCGAAGAGCGACACGAAGCGACGAAGCUGGUUCAAGCGACGAUUCUCCAAAGACUAA
This is a messenger RNA of Aspergillus campestris IBT 28561, 1062 nucleotides long. RefSeq lists its product as uncharacterized. The transcript has 4 exons. The coding region runs from base 1 to 1062 and encodes 353 amino acids. NCBI's taxonomy places the organism in Eukaryota, Fungi, Ascomycota, Eurotiomycetes, Eurotiales, Aspergillaceae. The record is from RefSeq and is a predicted model, not a curated record.